AUAUGAAUUCCUUUUUCCUCAAUGGACACGUCUUCCUCGAAAUCAUUUGCAGAAAGAUAACAUCAACUUGGUUUAACUAAAUCCCCUGCAUGUUUAUCACAUCUUUAAGUCAUUUCCUUCGAGCAAUCUUCGUAUUAAGUUAUCACUUUGUCAAAAUGUGAUCCAUAACCACAGCUCAGGACACAGUGGGAAGCACACAACGGGGGAGCUGAGUAGUUUGGGGAGUUUGGGUGAGCUGUUUGCUGGAAGCUGCCAAGCCCACCCCUCCUAGACUUUCAUUUCCCCCUGCGGCAGCUGUCAUCUGAUCCCAUGCUUUGGCUUUGAAUGGGGCUCUCUGAGGAUGCCAGAUGUUGGGAACAAAGGUCUAAAAAUAAUCUUUCCAAGUAAUCUUCCCAUCUAUAAUUCAAUGAGAACACGUGCUUUGUGUGAACAUACACUGCGCGGCGAAAAGCGGCUCUCACAGGCGAUCAGCCCUCGCUCUCCCUCCUCCCCGUCUCCCUCCCACCCUGCCAAGACUCUGAAUCGUCCGGAUCCCAAAAGCCGGGCUCCUUAUUUCAUCUCUCCUUGGGAAAAUGGAAUCCAGGGCACUGUCAGAGAUGCAUUUCUGUAAAAAGAUCUUCACCGCAGCCUUGUGUGUCUUAGUUUUGCUGCCAGAUUCAGGCUGUGCAAGGACUCUCUGGAAACGCGCUCUACAUCUGAAAAUGACGGAGAAAUAUGAUGAUUAUGAGUACCCUCUUCAUUCUCACAGUUCCCACUACCAGAAGAACGACCGCUGCCCCCCGCCCCCCCAGACUUUGCCGGACCGAGCCUGCGAGGUGCCCAGCUGCCGCUCAGACUCCGAGUGCGAAAGGCACAAGCGCUGCUGCUACAAUGGGUGCAUCUACGCCUGCCUGGAGUCUGUGCAGCCACCGCCAGUUUUAGACUGGUUGGUUCAGCCCAAACCCCGCUGGCUGGGAGGAAAUGGGUGGCUUUUGGAUGGCCCAGAGGAAGUCCUACAAGCUGAGGCCUGUAGUACCACGGAGGACGGAGACGAGCCUCUGCAUUGCCCCACAGGCUAUGAAUGCCACAUCAUCAACCCGGGCAACACGGCUGAAGGAAUCCCCAACCGGGGCCAGUGCAUCAAGCUCCGUGGAAAUCCAGAUGGACGCAACCUGAGGCAUAAGUAUUACAAGGAGUAUUUUGGGAGCAAUUCCAACAAUGUGGUCGGCUACGUGAAAAACCAGCAGAAGCAUUUAGGCUAAUCGAAGGUGUGUCUGGCUGGACCACUCUGUCAAGGAAUGCUUUACCCAACAGUUUUCUCUUUUGGAAGAUCUCUGGUCCCAAAUCUCCACGCCCACGUCUCCAGCGUUACCCUGAUCCCUGCCCAUCGGUGAUAAAAGACUUUGCUAUUCCAGGAACAGGAUGAGUUUAGAUUUUAAACCUAUCAGGAUGGGCAGAAAUGCGAUCCCUGGAAGAAACCACACUGCUGAUGAGCUGCCCUGGGACAAGUGAAAUGCAAAUACCUCCAAGCAGAUCUCUAGAAGCCACAGCCCCUUUAUCAGGCUGCUAAAACAGCGCACCCUUUAUGUGCGUAUUAUGUGACCAGUUCAAAUUUCAUGACCGUGAACAUAACUCAGUAUUAUAAAAAUGAAGUGACGUCAGAGUUGUACCUAAAUAUCACAUCUCAGUUGCGUUAAAAUAGGCAAGACUGUAAGACUAAAGGGGGUCUCUGGAUCAAAUCCAGUACCUGCCUAUCUCAAAAAACUACUUUAAAUAUGCCUUUUCAUAAGUUUGAAGAAGCCUGAAGGUUUCUUCUUUUCCUGUUUAUACCUAGGGUUCACCAAGUUUGACAUCCAGUCUACAAGCCUAAACCUGAAAUCUUAAGAAUUUGAGGAACUCUGAUUAAGGAGCAAAACAGGUUUUAGAAAUGUUGUUUAUUUUUUUAAGUUACUUUCCUUUAGGUGCUCAGUCUGGUGAGCUGCAGAUUGAGAGCUAAUGAUGGAAUAGAUUUCUUUCUGCAGUAUCUAAGCACAUGCACAUGUGUGCCAGUCUUUUUAAGUUGUUGCUUUUAGCCAGCACAGUUAAUACUCACAGAAUGUAAAUCUGUGUUUCUGUACCUGCAAAACCUCAGCAAGGGGACUGAAGUCUGGAUUAUUCGUUGAACAUAAGAGAAAAGCAAAAGGAGGAUAAAUUUGUGUGAUUAAAAGCCUUGUCUGGCAGAUGGGCAACUGCUCUUAAGAAGUCCCAUACCUUUAUGUUGGCUUCUAUAAAUCCCUAAUGUCAAGUUAUUUGUAUUUGGGCCUUACAGCUUCUUUUGCCUGUUUAGCAUUAUAAAAUGGAAAAUGCCUUUUCGAUUAAUGUUCUUCUCUUCUGUGGCAGUCCUAAAGGGACAGUUGCAUUUCAUUUUGACAAAUCUGCCAGAAUUGCUAGGCAAAAGAAGCCACGUUUGUUCCCUUGUUUAGUACAUGUCCCCAUCUACAUGCAUAAAAUUAGCAUUUUAAUACGCAGAGUAGUAGCGGUGCAUAUAAAUACCCAAUUCACAAAUACAAGUGCCUGCUUCCACUCACAAACUAUGGGAUUUUUUUCCACUCACCAAAUGGCUUAAGCCAGAGCUAGGAUACCUAUACAACCCUUGAUACUUUGCAUAUGACAUUUGCAGCUGGAGAGAUGAAAGAUGCCAAACUGCUCUUCUGUUUCCUAUGAUAAACAGGGACACUCCUCGAUGCUUCACCAAGCAAAGGAACAGAUGGACAUUUUCCUAAAUAUCUUCAUUUGUUUAACUCCAUUCACUUCUUUGUGCCUUUGUUCCAAGUUCAAGGUAUGAAAUGCAACAUCAUGUUUGAACAGAUCUAUUUCUACAAUUUUAUCAUAUACUACUUUAUGCAAUGAUAUCUUAAUUCCUGAUGAGAGCGAGUCCAUCCAUAUUUUAUCCUUCCAAUUUCAGUUUAGGCCAGAAACUUGCUGCUUUGCUGUUGACGUUACUUGACAACUUAAAGCAACAAAGCUCAUAAUGAAAGUCUAAAUGCAGCCUUGCUCCUUGCUGCUGCUCAGUGAGAUGGACUGGGUUUUUACAGCAUUACUUUUUGCAGAAAAAAUCAAAUUCCGAUUAAAUGAGCAAAGCCCUUCAGUGAUUACUGCUAAGCCCCAAAGAGUAAAUUCCAAAUCGUUCUCCUUUAAAAUAAAAGAUUCCAUGCCUAAAAGCCUGUGAGGAUCUAGCUGAAAAAUUUGUGUUGGGAAUUAACAAAUUUACAAGAUUAAAACUUCAGAUCACAACCUAAUCUUGCAAAGCAUCCAAAAAUAUGCUUAAUGUGAGUGGACACAUUCACUUCAGUGGCUGCUUUUUUUAUGGCUAAUAAAGCACAUACCUGCCCACCUUGCUGGAUGGGAUGCUAAAGAUAUAUUCUACUUCCAAAAGGAAUUUUUUAAAAAGAAAACUGACAGAUUAAUAAUUUGUUGCUGAAUUUCUGUUUACUUUGUGUUAUCAAAGACAUCACCCUUCCUCAUGGUGCUAUAAUGCUUGGGGGUUUUUUUGAAGUUAAUUCUUUUCAAGUUAUUGAUUAUCAAACUCAGAGACAAAAGCCAGAGGAGAGACUCAGCCACAUGCUGGUUUCAACCCUGACAUCCAUCACACCUUGAAAGGAAAACACAGACCAAAGAAGUUGUCUCCUUUCCGAAGACAAACGGCUUAACAACGGUCUUGUGAAGCGCAGUAGGAAAUCACUAAUGUCGGUUGUUUUUAAAAUUUCUGUGUACACUUUAAAGCAUGUUUGGUGCUAUAAUAAGUUUUCCAUGUAUCACUGUGUGCUAGCGAUGCUCACGGCCUUCCGGAUUCUCGAGCGCUGCCCCAGGCAGCCCCGUCCCGGUUUGUGCCCCUGGUGCUUGGACAUAUACAGGUUCUGCCACUUUGGUGCUCAAUAAAAAGUGACCAGUGUAUUUUUCAA
Molecule: messenger RNA, 3920 nt
Organism: Columba livia (rock pigeon)
Lineage: Eukaryota; Metazoa; Chordata; Aves; Columbiformes; Columbidae
Gene: WFDC1
Product: WAP four-disulfide core domain 1
Exons: 8
Coding region: 573-1241 (222 amino acids)
Biological process (GO): regulation of cell growth
Cellular component (GO): extracellular region
Molecular function (GO): peptidase inhibitor activity
Source: RefSeq, a predicted model, not a curated record